Pelagomonas calceolata is the source of this 1659-nucleotide messenger RNA. The record is from the annotation of a GenBank genome assembly. Lineage: Eukaryota; Pelagophyceae; Pelagomonadales; Pelagomonadaceae.
GCUCUCAGAGAGCACCGCCGGCUUUACGCAGGCCACACAUCGACCGCGUGGUUGUAUGCGACGCGGGAGCAUGCCUCAAGGGCUGCCCGCUAAGCCAGCGCCUCCAGGGGCAGCACAAGAAGCUCCUCUCUCUGAGGAAGACAUCCUCCGCAACAUCCGUGAGGCCAUCCGCGACGCGGAGGCGAACCCCGGCGGCAGGAAACGGAGGGUGGCCGAAAUAUAUGGAGAAUGCCCGGGCUGCAAAGAUAUGAAAUCUCUGAGGCGUUUACCCCCUAACUUUUGCCGCCAAUGCCGUGGUAGCGCGUUGCAGCGCCCUGAACGGCGCGCACAUCGACGACCCCGCCGCCCCUCGCAGGGAAGAACGAGGACUACAGCACGUCCGAAGAAGGCCAAGCCGAGCGACGGCAGCAGAGGGAGAAGAUAGGGCCGCACCAGCGCCGUCAGGCGCUGCUCGGAGUGAAACGCCGCGAAGACGCGGACGCCGAGGAGCUGGAAUUACGGGAGCGCUACGAGAUGAAGCUUCUGCCGCCCUCCAAGGAUCAACCCGAUGUGGAGUUCGUCCACCAGCAACGUCACUUGACUCGCUGGCAUCGCGAAGCUUGCGAACAAGGCGAGCUGCCGAGGUGCGGCGUGCUCCAGUUCAUGUGUGGCGGGGGCACGUUUGGCAGCCAGCUCAAGGGACGGCGGUGGCAGCACCUAUGGGGUAAUGACAACGCGCAAAAAAAAUACGAGAGGACGACCAAGAGGAGAAAGAAGAAAUUAGUUCAUAUAUAUGAAGAAUCCUUCCUGCUUAAUAACGACGACGCGGCCUACGUCCACGGCGAUAUGCUGAAGAUGACCAGGGCCAAGUUCCGAAGCAAGCUCGACGAACACGAAGAGAGGACAAACUUAAAGUCGGGGCUCCUGCUGAUCAUCAUUACGCUGUGCUGUUCCCGAGCGUCGCCCGCCAGCGAAACGGAACGAGAAGAAGCAGAGGAGUGGUACGAGGACGCUAUACGAAAGUCAAAAGAAUUCAUAUUAGAGGCGGAGAAGGACCACAAGGUCUUUGUAGUCCAGGAAUUCCUGAACAAGGAUUGGGUUUUGGACAUCAUCAAGAGGGAGCUGCCGGACGCGAGAAUCGUGACGAUCGGCGGCCACAUCCACGAGGACCGGAAGAGAGCCUACGUCUUCCAGCGGGCCGAGGGCGUUCCCGAGUUGUUCAUGGAGGAGGUGCGGAACCGCAUCGACGCCUACGGCCGGAAGUCGGUCGCCGAGGCGCUGGAAGAUAUUGGCGUCGCGGUACCGCCCUUCACGAGGGUGGCGCAGGGCUGCUGGACGAAGAAAGAGCGUCGGGAUCAGAAGAAGGGCCGGGACCCGCGACGCGAGCGCGUUACGACGAUUUGUAAAAACAACCUCGUGAUGCAGUACUACAAAUCUGCUAAAGCGACGCGGCCGUUCCGCGAAGAGCGCCUGGAACCCGAGGCGGUCCUGCACCUGCGCUCGCCCGGCGGCGACUACAAGUACGUGUUCCCCAAGUUCGAAUUAAUAACAAGGAAGCGGGCCAUCCUCGGCAUGGGCGUGUCGCUCAUCAUCGGCUCGGCCGUGCGCGCCGCCUUCGAGCGAUACUUCGAGCCGGAUCUGGAGCUUCGGGAGGGGGGGUCGGUGUCGGGGAGGAGCUAG